Pollicipes pollicipes is the source of this 1407-nucleotide messenger RNA. RefSeq lists its product as uncharacterized. Bases 1 to 1407 code for a protein of 468 amino acids. The transcript has 8 exons. The record is from RefSeq and is a predicted model, not a curated record. Gene Ontology annotation, biological process: signal transduction. NCBI's taxonomy places the organism in Eukaryota, Metazoa, Arthropoda, Thecostraca, Pollicipedomorpha, Pollicipedidae.
AUGCCAACAGCAGCAUUUUCAAGUGGACGGGACGGCAACUUUCGACAGUACUCUCUGCCCACAUACGGCGCCAAGGACUUUGAGCACUUCCAGAUGCAGAACCACUUCUUUUUGGCGGUGGCGAAUCACCAAAAUAAUGAAGGCAGUCUGAACGUGUACAGCGAGAUCCUGCGGUACAGUCUGGGCUCAGGCCAGUACCGGCCGUACCAGCGCCUGCUGACGUACGGCGCCGUGCGCUUCCGGCACUUCUCCUGGGGCGAGGGCGUGGGCGCCGAACACUUCCUUGUCGUGGCCAACCAGGCGGACCGCGAGCCGGGCGACGCGGAGGCCAACUACCGCGUCAACUCGGUCAUCUACAAGUUCUCGCGCAUGCAGUUUGUGUCAUUUCAGUGCAUCCCCACGGUCCGCGUGCGGGACAUUCUGCCUAUUUGGGGGCCGCGCGGCGGGUUCGUGCUGGCUGUGGUGGACGACGAUGGCCUUAAGUUGUACCAGUACACCGGCUGGCGGUUCGUGCUGUCGACCUUGGUGCCGCUGCCGCCGGUCGCCGACGCCGCCACUGAACUGGCCGUCUUCACGCACGAAGGCUUCGUCCACCUGGCCGUGGGCAGUCCUGGUGGGCCGAGUUACCUACCGACCAUCUACCGCCUGCUCUUCCAACGGCGCACCGACCUGCGCGACCUGCACCAGCGGUGCAUGACCUGGUGUCAGGACCUGCGCGUGCGCGUGCAGGCGGUGCGGCCGCGCGUGACCGGGCUGGGCGUACGCAUGCAGGCGGCGCCCCGGCUGGACCAGCCCGUCUCGUUCGCCUCACUGCAGCUGAGCGCCGCACCGCGCGCCCGCAUCCGCUCGGUGGCCGUCAACAAUGUACGGCUGGAAACGAACACGCUCAACUCUGGCCUUCUGGAGCGGCUCAAGUCGCUGCAGCGGCGACUGCAGGCGGGCAUAGCCUCGCUGGCCGGCCUGCACCACCAGCUGGCCGGUGCCGUCUCCAUCAACGCCAACCACACCUUCUCCAAUGGCGUGACUGUCACCGGCCCGUGGCACCUGAACAACGCCCACGUCGGCUCGCUGCGCGCCCAGCGGCUGAACGGCAUCGGGGACUUGGCCGGCUUCCUGGCCGACGUCAUCUGGACGAACCGGCCGUUCGUCGCCGACUCAGCGAAACUGGCGUUCGGCUCGCUGGUGGUCCAGGACGGGGCCAGUCUGCACGUGGGCACGCUCAGCCACGUGAACCCGGACAGCUUCGUCACGCUGAGCGGCAACCACGUGAUCACGGCCAGCAAGGUGGUCCACGGUCACGUGACGGCGGGUGACGUCACCGUGCUGGGUCUGGUGAACGGCGUCUUGAUCGACACAUCGACGGCCAUCGUGCAGAGUGUGCUGCCGGGUGAGCGCGCCGCUGGCUGA